Megalops cyprinoides (Indo-Pacific tarpon) is the source of this 939-nucleotide messenger RNA. RefSeq names its product tumor necrosis factor ligand superfamily member 14-like. The record is from RefSeq and is a predicted model, not a curated record. Bases 109 to 858 code for a protein of 249 amino acids. Gene Ontology annotation, cellular component: membrane. The transcript has 5 exons. NCBI's taxonomy places the organism in Eukaryota, Metazoa, Chordata, Actinopteri, Elopiformes, Megalopidae. Gene Ontology annotation, molecular function: tumor necrosis factor receptor binding. Gene Ontology annotation, biological process: immune response.
UUCCUCACACCGAGGAGCAGCCUCUACGGCCGUCAGAGACAGAACCCAGAGGACCAUACCAAACAAGGAUCCUGAGUUCCCCCUGCACAGAACAAGUGUUCCACAGACAUGGAUGAGAGUGAAGCUGUCAAUGCCCCUAUAUUCAUGGAGGAUAGUCAGGCGGGGUACCCUCUGCCCCCCAGACCUCCCCCCCGCCGGCGUAGCACUGUCCAGUGGCUGCUCUUCCUGCUGGUGUCCCUGGCACUGUGUGGCAUGGCUGUGGAGGCCUGCUUCAUCUACCACCUCUACAGCAGCAGGAACAUCCCGAAUGGAAAGACAGAGACGAGUUACCAGGACAGGAAUGAGAUUGAAACCCCACCCACCAGGAGAACCAUCACUGUGGUGAAGCCAUCCAAACCUGCAGCACACCUGACAGAUGAGAGGCCCUUGACUCCACCCCCCACCCCGACACCCUGGACUGGACCCCUCCAUCCUCGUUCGGACGGAGUCCUGCAGUGGACUCUGGAUGGCAAUUCCUUCACCCACCAGAUGCAGUACAGGGAGGGAGCGCUGGUGGUGGAGGAGGAAGGGUACUACUUCAUCUACUCCAAAGUGUUCUUCACAGAGCCAGAGUGCACCUCCUUCACCCACGCGGUCCUGUGGAGCACACCCCGCGUCCUAGGGGGCGACACAGAGCUCAUGCAGUCCAGGAGGUUUCACUGCAGGAGCCAAUGGAGGAGCAGGAACCUGCUGAACAGCUACCUGGGAGGAGUCUACCACCUGAGCAAGGGUGACUCCAUCUAUGUGAAGGCUCAGAACCACACCCAAAUCGUCCGACAUAUCUCCCCCGAAAACUUCUUUGGAGCGUACAUGAUCUAGAAACAGAGCAGCUUUAUGUGAUGAAUAAAAUAUCUUCUGCUCUUUAUCUUGUUACUAAAGACAUCACCAGCUAAGUGUUCU